This is a messenger RNA of Lecanosticta acicola, 897 nucleotides long. The record is from the annotation of a GenBank genome assembly. NCBI's taxonomy places the organism in Eukaryota, Fungi, Ascomycota, Dothideomycetes, Mycosphaerellales, Mycosphaerellaceae.
AUGCCCUCCUCGGACCCCUCCUCCUCCUCCUCCUCGCCCGAUGCCUGGGAUAUCUCCGAGGAUUUGGUCUCCGCUCCGUCCUACAAAGCGGCGGCGACAAACACCCUCCAUCUCGACGGUCUGCUCACUCCGCCGCUCGUCGUGCACGAGGAUCUCACACACGGCAAUGGCGGUCAACUCUGGCCGGCAGGAAUGAUCUUGGCCAAAUACCUGCUCCGCAAGCGGCGAGAUGAGCUCCAGGAUGCCACCAUGUCCGUUGCACACAAAUCCCCCCCUUUCUCCCCGCGCGCGUACCAUGCCCUCUCUAACGUCUGCGCAACAGUGUGGAGCUGGGGAGCGGAGGCGGCCUCGUAGGGUACGGUACACACCCGCACGCCGGUCUUCGUGUUGGUCGCGGAAGCUUCACUGACCACCUCAUAGGCUGGCCAUCGGCGUGGGAUGCAUACCCAAAUUAGUCCACAUCACAGACCAACAGCCUAUGCUGGACUUGAUGCAGCGCAACAUUGCCCUCAAUGGCCUCGAAGACAGAGUGAAGGCGAGCGUAUACGAUUGGGGCAACGAGCGCCCCGAGGCAAUCCCACACUCUCCUGACAUGGUGCUUGCCGCCGACUGCGUGUAUUUCGAGCCUGCCUUUCCCCUGCUCCAUCAGACUUUGCAGCAUCUGAUCGGGCCGGAGACGGUCUGCUAUUUCUGCUUCAAGCGCAGACGGCGCGCGGACAUGCACUUCCUCAAGUCUAUCCGCAAGACGUUUGUGGUGGAAGAGGUGACUGAUGACCCGGACCGCGAGAGCUAUGCGCGCGAGAAUAUCUACCUGUACGUCCUGGAUCGCUAAUGGAUUGGCUGGAAAGUGCUGAUUCCAUGCCCAGGUUGACGAUACGACAAAAACCACAGCGAUGA